AUGCAGCAGCUGUCCGCGCCUCUGUUGCCGCUGCUCCAGUCGGCGGCCACCAUCAGCCAGCAGCGCGACCUCAUCGCCGCCAUCUCGAGGUCGUCGCCCAUCCUCGUGCCUGCAGAGAUCAUCGAGACGGUCCGGCCGCAGCUGCCCGGCCAGCUGCCCUACCUCGUCCUCGCAGCGCCCCAGCUCACCGCCGACCAGGCCGCCGAUAUCCUCGACAAGGGCGCAGAGGCCAUCGUCACCGCCGACGCCGCCCUCAUCGACAGCUUCGACGUCGACACCUCGUCCACCCGCUUCAUCUUCCACUCAGCCUCUGGCACUCCGGACGCUGGCCUGCUCGCCAAGGUCGCCGGCGCCGUUCUGACCGUCCCGACCGCCUCGGAUCUCUCGUCCGACGCUACGCUCGCGUCGGUCAAGGCCGCUGCAGACGGGCUCAAGUCCAAGACGAGCGGAAAGAGCAUCUUUGUCCUCGCCACCGCCGGCACGCCCACCGUCGCCGACGUCGAGAAGCUCGCAUCCCUCUCGGCCGCCCUCAUCGUCCCCACGACAUUGCUCAGCGCUUCCGAAGAGGGCCAGCAGGAGUCUGGCAAGCUCGACCUGGUCGACGCCUUCCUCGCCCCGCUCAAGUCGGACCGCUCCGACAAGCUCUUUGCCACCCUCGUCGUUUCGUCGGCAUGUUCCACCUCCCUCGGCCUCGUCUACUCCUCACCACUAUCCAUCCGCAAGUCGAUCCUCAGCGGCUCGGCCCACUACCAAUCACGGAACCGCGGUCUGUGGCACAAGGGCGAGAGCAGCGGUGCCACUCAGGAAGUCGUCAGCAUCCGACAGGACUGCGACAGCGACGCCGUCGAGUUCCGCGUGCGCCAGAAGAAGGGCACGGCCGCUGCCGGCUUCUGCCACCUCGAGAACCGCGAGGGGUGCUUUGGCUCGGCCACGGGUCUUGCCAAGCUCGAGUCGACUCUCCAGGAGCGCAAGCGGUCGGCCCCGGCCGGCUCCUACACCGCCCGCCUCUUUACGGACCCUUCGCUGCUCGGCGCCAAGCUGCGCGAGGAGGCGGCCGAGCUGGCGGAUGCCAACAACGACGACAAGGAGCACGUCGCGUUCGAAGCCGCCGACCUCAUCUACUUUGCGCUGACCAAGUGCGUCAGCGCCGGCGUGGGCCUCGAGGACAUCGAGCGCAGCCUCGACGCCAAGUCCAAGAAGGUCAGCCGUAGGAAGGGCGAUGCCAAGGCGCAGUACGCCAAGCAGCAGCAGGAGGCCGAGGCCAAGGGUAGCGCGAAGCCCGCCGCCGCGCCGGCCAAGCCCGUCCUCGACGCCAACGCCCCGAUCAAGAUCCAGUCGCACCGCCUCGAGAACAUCACACCGCAGCAGCGCGUCGAGCUCCUCAAGCGACCCGCGCUCAAGACGGAGCAGAUCAUGGACCUCGUCCGGCCCAUCCUGAGCUCGGUCAAGGAGCGCGGCGACGCCGCCCUCCUCGAGCUGACGGAGAAGUUUGACAAGGCCAAGCUGCCCAACCCGAUCCGCCUGCCUCCGUUUACCAACGACGAGGUGAUGGCCAAGAUCAAGCCCGAGGUCAAGACGGCGAUCGACGUCGCCUACCGCAACAUCUACGCAUUCCACAAGGCGCAGAAGACGACGUUCGGCAACAAGUCGGCCAGCGAGGUCGGCGGCGCCGACGGCAAGGGCGUCGACCCUAGCUCUGGCGAGAGCGCCGAGGACGGAGUGCUCGAGAUGGAGACGAUGCCCGGCGUCGUCUGCCGGAGGUUCGCCCGCCCCAUCGAGAGGGUCGGUCUCUACGUGCCUGGAGGCAGCGCCGUUCUGCCCAGCACGGCCCUCAUGCUCGGUAUCCCUGCCCAGGUGGCGCGCUGCCCGACUGUCGUCCUGGCCACGCCGCCGCGGCCCGACGGCUCGAUCAGCCCCGAGGUGCUGUACUGCGCCGACAAGGUGGGCGCCACUGCCAUCCUGUGCGCCGGCGGUGCGCAGGCCGUCGGCGCCAUGGCCUACGGCACCGAGUCGUGCCCCAAGGUCGACAAGAUCGUCGGUCCGGGCAACCAGUUCGUCACUGCCGCCAAGAUGCUCGUCCAGAACCAGAUGGACGCGCAGGUCUCGAUCGACAUGCCCGCCGGACCGUCCGAGGUGCUCGUCAUUGCCGACAACUCGGCCGACGCCGGCUUCGUCGCCUCGGACCUGCUCUCGCAGGCCGAGCACGGUCCGGACUCGCAGGUGGUCCUGGUCGGCAUCGACCUGACGGACGCCAAGCUGGCCGAGAUUGAGCGCGAGGUCGACGCCCAGGCGCGCGCGCUGCCGCGCGUCGACGUCGUGCGCCAGGCCAUCGACAAGAGCGUCACCAUCAUUGUCAAGACGCGCGAGGAGGCCAUCGAGUGGAGCAACGACUACGCGCCCGAGCACCUCAUCCUCCAGACCGAGAGGCCCGAGGAGCUCAUCAAGGGCGUCCGCAACGCCGGAAGCUGCUUUGUCGGACAGUGGAGUCCCGAGAGCUGCGGAGACUACAUGUCGGGCACCAACCACUCGCUGCCGACGGCGGCCUAUGCGCGCUCCUACUCGGGCGUGAGCGUGUCGACGUUUGAGAAGAACAUUACCUCGCAGUCGCUCACCGCCGAGGGCCUCAAGGGAUUCGGGCAGCACGUCAUCGACCUCGCCCAGUGCGAGGGCCUCGAGGCCCACGCCCACGCCGUGCGCAUCCGGCUGCAGAGGAUGCAGGGCCUCUGA
Messenger RNA from Pseudozyma flocculosa PF-1, 2727 nucleotides. RefSeq lists its product as uncharacterized. The transcript is spliced from 2 exons. The record is from RefSeq and is a predicted model, not a curated record. Gene Ontology annotation, biological process: L-histidine biosynthetic process. NCBI's taxonomy places the organism in Eukaryota, Fungi, Basidiomycota, Ustilaginomycetes, Ustilaginales, Ustilaginaceae. Gene Ontology annotation, molecular function: phosphoribosyl-ATP diphosphatase activity; NAD binding; histidinol dehydrogenase activity. The coding region runs from base 1 to 2727 and encodes 908 amino acids. Gene Ontology annotation, cellular component: cytoplasm.